GUUGUUAUCAGCAGGAAAGACUUAACGCACUGAUACUUCUUUCUUUCCUGAAGGUUUGAAGAGAAACGUUUACGAUGAAUGACCCAGACUGUGUCUGGCAGUCGACAGAUUCUGAGACGAGCUGAGCAGCUACUUUUUUUUCAUUGUCUUCAGGCUGUAUUUUUCUUUUGGCUUAUGAACAACUGGACUUGAGAGCAAUUGCAGGACAUUCAGAGGGAAGAACAUUAAACAUUAGCAAGAUUGGAUAAUAGAGGAAUCCUCUUGAAUCAACGCUGUACAAGGAAGCUUCUUCUUCUGAACUCACCAUGGUUGGUACGGGUGGUCCUGUGGCCACCUUCUCAGUGUGGGACUAUGUGGUGUUUGCUGGCACGAUUUUGGCGGCAGCCGGGAUCGGUCUCUUCCAGGCCAUCCGAGGCCGCAAGGAGACCAGCAGCGAAGAGUUCUUGUUGGGUGGACGGCAGAUGACAGCUGUGCCGGUCGCCAUGUCCCUCACCGCCAGCUUCAUGUCGGGGAUCACGGUCAUCGGCACACCAGCUGAGGCUUACCGGUUUGGAUCGGCCUUCUGGCUCUUCGGCUUCUCCUAUGCCAUCAUGUCUGUCGUCACCGCUGAGAUCUUUGUCCCCCUUUUUUACCGACUGGGGAUAACCAGCACCUACGAGUACCUGGGGCUGCGCUUCAGUCGGCCCAUCCGGAUAAUUGGGACGUCAAUGUACAUCUCACAGACGGUGCUGUACACCGGUUUAGUCAUCUACGCUCCAGCUCUCGCACUAAAUCAAAUCACUGGACUGAAUCUGUGGGGAGUGCUGGUGGCAACAGGAGCAGUCUGCAUCCUCUACUGCACUUUGGGCGGCCUGAAAGCAGUGAUCUGGACAGAUGUUGUCCAGAUGGUGAUCAUGCUGUCUGGGUUUGUGGCUGUUAUAGCCAGAGGAGCCGUGCUGCAGGGAGGCCUGACCAGGAUCUGGGAAGAUGCCGGUGAAGGAGGCCGACUGGAGGCGUUUGACUUUGACCCAGAUCCUCUGAAGCGACACACCUUCUGGACCAUUGUGGUCGGAGGCAGCGUGAUGUGGGUGUCCAUCUACGCCAUCAACCAGUCCCAGGUGCAGCGCUACAUCUCCUGCAAAACCUUGGGCCAUGCCAAGACGUCUUUGUACUUGAACAUGAUCGGCCUGUGGUUAACUGUGAGUCUGGCUGUGUUUUCUGGCCUCACCAUGUAUUCCAUUUACAAGAAAUGUGACCCUCUCCUAAACGGUGAUAUAAGCACCGCCGACCAGCUGCUGCCCUACCUUGUGAUGGAUAUUUUGGCGAUCUACCCUGGAAUCCCUGGGUUGUUUGUGGCUGCUGCAUACAGCGGGACUCUGAGCACCGUGUCUUCCAGCAUUAACGCACUGGUUGCCGUCACUGUGGAAGACUUCAUCCUCCCUGUGUGCAAAAACCUCACAGAGAAACAAGUCACCUGGAUGAACAUGGGUCUGAGUGUGUUAUUUGGAGUCGUGUGUAUCGGAAUGGCUGGAGUUGCCUCUCUGAUGGGAAGUGUUCUGCAGGCAGCUCUGUCCAUAUUUGGCAUGAUCAGCGGGCCUCUUCUCGGUCUGUACCUGCUGGGCAUGCUUUUCCGAACAACAAAUUCAGUGGGAGGAUUACUGGGAAUGAUCAUUGGUCUGUUGUUGACUCUGUGGGUGGGAAUCGGAGGCCAGAUUUACCCACCGUCAGAGGAGAAGACGAAUCCUCUCCAUGUCACCACUGUGGGCUGCUUCAACGCUUCAACCAUGGCUCCCUUGACCACCGGACAGCCUGAUUUCAGACCAGCUCUGGCUGACUCCUGGUACUCCCUCUCCUACCUCUACCUGUGUCCGUUGGGCACACUGACCACGAUGGUGUUUGGUCUGCUGGUGAGCAUGGCCACAGGUGGGUGUAAACAAGAGAAGCUGAACUCUGAUCUGUUUGUGAGGAGCAAGGACCUCAUCUGCUUCAGCUUCUUCAAUAAAUCAAAGGUAUCAGAUGUCACAGAGAAGGAUUCAACAGAGUUUCAUAUAAGCGCGGACGACUUCGAUGUGAAGAGACAAGUUGAAAAAUCCACCAAGCUGUAACAUUGUACUGUUCAUCAUGGAGACAUUCUCACUUUUAUUUUUCUACAUUUAUUGUGCUGAUAAAAAAAAAAAAAAAAAAAUUAACUCCACUACUCGUUUGUGCAUAUUUAUGUUUUCAACAUUUUGCUGAAUAUAGAUAAUUAAUUCGAUUUUGUAUUAAAGAAUUUGUCGAAAAACAAGAGUUGAACUUGUACAGAAUGCAAUUAAAAUGAAAGAACGUGGACAUUUAUGCUGCUAACGACCUGAUGUGCUUAAAAACCAAGACAUAGCAGAAACAACAGUUCUGCAUCAUCCAUAAAAACAAAGAGUUUUAUUAUGUAACUGUUAUCAGGACAAUAGAGAAAAGGGCACCUAAAGUAGCACAGAUACGACACACUGCGAUAUGGCUCACUGCCCUUUCUUCCAUUGUUCUCCCUGAAAGCUGCAUUGCUUCACCUCAAGCUAAGCUCUGACUCACUGGAAAAAUGAUUGUUCGGUUUAUGACUAUUUGUUCAUUUCCUUUUUAUUUUUAUCAGGAUUAGUCUGAGCACAAAUCAACAACCUGUACACAAAUUGCACUUGUUAAUAAAUAUUUUGUACAAAUUGUUGACUGUAAACAUGUGUAUGUAUGUGAAAGCUUUGAGAAAGCAGCUCAUUCUUCUCUGGUUAUGCAAAAUGUAUUUGAGAGGAGAGAGAGGGAGAGAGAGACAGAGAGAGAGUGAGAGAGAGAGAGAGACAGAGACAGAGAGAGAGAGAGAGAGAGAGAGAGAGAGAGGGAGCAACAAACGGACAGAGAUUGAGCUUUGAUCUAGACUACAGCCGUGCCCUUUGUCUCCAUGGCAACACACAAAAGAGGAAGUUUGCAAAGCACUGACCCCGCCCACUUUUACCUGCCACCAUGCCUGCAAAUCAACUCUUCAGACGCGGAGGCUGACUCACUGCAGCCAGGGAACUAAAAGAAGUUACUGUUUUCAGUCAAAGUGACGAGAAGAGUUCAGGACUCGGACAUGGAUACCCUCUCUGCUGUUCUGACUUGUUGCCUUCUGGCCAUUUCUUUUGCUGCGGCGCAAACAGUAGAAGUGGAUUCCACCACAACAAAACCUUCUGUCUCAGACUACAUGACACAAACAACUGAAUUAAUGAUGUCAUCGCAAACCGUGGGAAACACAGCUUCUACUUCAAAAGUGAAUGAGAACACAACAACCGCGUUCAGCAGCACAACCUGGAACAAUGAAACAACCAACCAAACUACAAUCCACCCGCAGACUUCCCAGUCAACCACCAUCUUGGCUCCUCUGACAAACAGCACCACCCUGACGACCAGCACGCCUGCUGCUCUCACUCCUACAACGACUGUGUCGACAAUUCCCACGAGUGAGACCACAACAGGUUACACAAGGACACCUGACACUACGGCCAUUACAAGUGCGAAUUCAACUCGCACUGUUAAUACAACUUCACAUUCAGUGGAAGCAACCACACAAGGUUUAAGACUAAAGAUUUCAGAACAGAACUUGACGAUUGUCUUCAGCGUGGUACUGGGGGUUUUUGCCGUGUCCCUGGUCCUAUUCAUGUUUCGAAGAUGCAGACAAAAAAUCCAAUACUUGCAUCAGCCUUUAAACAACUCUGACUGCGCGGAUGCUUUCGUAGCCGAUGAUGACACGCUUGUAAUCUCUGGAGGACUUUAUGACGGCCAUCCCAUGGACGAUAAUGCACCUGCAGCCCCAGACGACCAAUCUCGGUUUCGCCUCGAGUUCCUUCACUGAGACAGUGAACUACCGUUUGAGACGUCACCCUCACAAAACAAGGUUUCCUCGUCUACCAAUGUGAAGAGAAUUUCCCUAGAGGAAGGAAAAAAUUUGGAAAUCAUUCAAACAAGAGCAGAGCUAAUCUAUUUGAACACUUUUACUUAUAUCACUGUCAAAACGAGAACAGAUUUAUAUAUGUUUAAAUUUUAAUAUGUAACUCCUUCACCUUUCCCCAUACCAGCAAUAUCAACUAAACAUAGAACGUCAGUAACGCAUCAGGUAACAUCAGAGGUUGACAGGCUAGAAUAUUAAAAACCCAAGAACACUGUUUAACCACAACACUUUCUGAACAUGUAAAGAAAAUAAAAUUAUUAUUAUUAUUACCACUUUC
Molecule: messenger RNA, 4202 nt
Organism: Platichthys flesus (European flounder)
Lineage: Eukaryota; Metazoa; Chordata; Actinopteri; Pleuronectiformes; Pleuronectidae
Gene: slc5a8l
Product: solute carrier family 5 member 8, like
Exons: 18
Coding region: 306-2084 (592 amino acids)
Biological process (GO): propanoate transmembrane transport; sodium ion transport
Cellular component (GO): membrane
Molecular function (GO): organic acid:sodium symporter activity
Source: RefSeq, a predicted model, not a curated record